Messenger RNA from Hippocampus comes (tiger tail seahorse), 2147 nucleotides. RefSeq names its product interleukin 12Ba (gene il12ba). The record is from RefSeq and is a predicted model, not a curated record. The transcript has 8 exons. Bases 576 to 1586 code for a protein of 336 amino acids. Gene Ontology annotation, molecular function: protein binding. NCBI's taxonomy places the organism in Eukaryota, Metazoa, Chordata, Actinopteri, Syngnathiformes, Syngnathidae.
UGGAAUACAAGCACAGGAUAGUAUAAUUUAAGUGACUUUAGCAAGGCUGAAUGAUUCGCAUCGGUUUAAGUCCUUUCCGCAGCUUGAUAUUAGUCAAAUUUACAAAUGCCUUAUUCAUGUUACAAGUUUUAAGCACGUAUCAGUUGCACUUUUUUGGGUGACCUUUCACUUAAUGUGGCGCUGUGGAAUUCCUCAAGGCUUGAAAUAUUCCUGCUUAGAAAUGAGAUCAUGAAAGGUUCUUAAGCAGAGCCAACAAAACGGGUCAACCAAGAAUAAUGAUGCGGUCUUCUGGAAGUUACUAUUAGCACAGUGAGGGUUAUAGAUAAAAGAAGUGGGCAAAGGUUCCCGAGAACUUUUCAGAAACAAGAACAAAUGUCAGUCUGAAAGUGAACGUGAAUGCAAUCCAUCGAGGAGUGUGUACGCUGUGGUGGAAGUGACAAAAGGUGGCUUAUUACCGUGGUUGACAACAGCAGUUCCUCAGGAGUUUUCAGGGAAAUUUGUAAAUGAAAGGUCACCCUCUUGUAUAAAAGAGUGAGCGGACAAUUGCCUUUAUUGCCAGUGGCAUCGAAGACAAGAUGAAUUUCAUUGACUACAUCCUUAUGUGUGCAUUUCUUCAUGUGGGCUAUCAAAACCCUCUGAGCUCCUGGACUCUCCAACCUAACGUUUUGGUUGUGAAAGUCAACGGAUCGCCGAGUCAACAAGCCCUCAAGUGCCUGCACUCGGCAGAGGGAUUAACGAAUGGCGAUGACAAGGAUAUAUUAUGGAAGAAGAACGGCAGAGAAGAGAAACAGAGGGGUAAUUCAUACCUGGUGCAGCUAGAGGAGAGUUUAGGAGGAGGCCGCUACAGCUGCUACAGCACAAACGGAUCUCUUCUCAAUCACACUGUCGUCCUUAUUCAAGAGGACACCACCAGAAGGAAGAUUCUGAUGAAAACUGACCAGGAGGAGUAUUUAAAGUGCUCAACCCAAAAUUUCGAGGGAGCAUUCCGAUGCUCUUGGACUUGGCACAGGACCCGCUUUGGAAAAGUAGCGCUGAUCAGAGCAGGACGAGGCAGAGAUGUUGAGUGUUCUGUGGACGCCAGUGGUCAACGAUGGACGUGCUCCUCUGGUCAAGGUCAAAUCAGCUGCUCGGUGGACGGCACCGGAGAUGGGAUCUCCUGUGUGGACAAGCGCCACUGCGCAUUUGCAGAGGAGAAACACCGUAUCUUCUUGACGGUCUACGUUAAGACGGAGCAUUUCCUGGUGGAGAGCUACUCCAAACACUUCUACUUGUCUGAAAUUGUGAAGCCUGACAAAGUGAAGAUCAGGAGAGUCAACACAUCGAUGAUAGAAGUGACUUACCCGAGUUCCUGGAGCAGUCCUUCCUCUUACUUCCCCCUCACUUUCCAGGUUUCACAGAGCACACGCGGGUGUAAAAACUGUGACAACCCCUGCGAAAACCCAACCGCUGCGGAGACUGUGAUGGUGAACUCCUCAAGCCAUUGUCGAUUUGAGGUCAAGUCCGAGUUUAAGACUGUCUGUGUCCGAGCUAAGGAUGCCCUCUACAACUCGCAAUGGAGUGACUGGAGCCACCUCAGCACAGACUGAGAAAGAAGCGAAAAAACAAACAGAAGAAUCAUACCAGCUGACAACAUAUGCAGGUGAUGAGAAGGAGCAUCUGGGCAUCUGUAGGACCAGUAUUUAUUAUAUCCUAUAUUGUUUUUUGUUUUUUGUUUGGGCGGGGGGGGGAAUAAAAUGCUUGCUUGUAUGUGUAAUGGAAAGUAGUUUUCCGCAUGAAUGCUGAAGCAGUUCUGCACCUUAGUGAUAAAAGUAGUUCAUAUCUGUAUCGGAAAUCAACUUGCAUCAUUGAAAUGACCUCAAAUGCCAUUGAUCCAUUCCAGCCUCCCAAAAACAGCAACAACAACAAAAAAUGUAAUUUGUUUUUAAUGAGAAAAACAGCACUGUGACGUUGUACUUCUAUUGACCCAGCAUGAGACUUGUUUUUGUGUUUUACCCGUAUAUUGUAUAAUGCUUUUAUGUUAUUAAUUUAUUGCUUUGUAUGGAGUGAUGGUCGUUUUUAAAUGAUCUACAAAUAAAGUUGAGUUGAGAAUAGCCUGAAUGAACAUUUUUUUUUUUUAAGCACAGUCAUUCGGACAAUUUUCUGUUGUA